AUGCGCCACACCUUCUGCCGCACCGUCGCUCUCUGCGCGGCGCUGCCCUUGCUCCACCUCGUACCAGCUGUCGUGGCUCCUCGCACCCCUCCCGUCGAGUCUGCCUUCCAGGCUAUCGGUGACCAUCUCCUCGGCGGCGAAGAUGAAGCUGCUGCCCACGCGAUCGAUACGAGCGGGAUGGAGCAAGAGCUCUGGCAACUCAUUCGGGGUAAUGACGCCCCCGCCGCCGCUUCCCACGCCAACUACCAGCUGAACCACCCCGACGCCCUUUACGGCCAGGGCGGCCACCAAGUCCCUCCGUUCUACCAGCACGACCACCAGGCCGCUCCGAGCUACCAGCACGACUAUCCUUACGCCGCCGACCAUGGCGCCAGCUUCUACCACCAUGCCGGUCAGGAGAUGGACUACGGCCACCCGCAGCCGGGUCACGGCUACCAGACAGGAACAGGCUAUGGCCAUCACCAGGCGCCGGAGCAUCCCCUCUCGAUCUACGACUAUGCCGACCUCCCCGAAGGCGUUGUGACCUCGGAACAUGCCCAUCUGGCCAUAUUGCCAGACACGUCGGGCCAACAGCCAAAGACAGUCGGAAGCACGGUCAUCGAGCGCGUCAAAAAUGUCACCCCGACGCCUCCCGUCCCCAAGGACAUCAUCGAGGAACCUGCUUUCGAGACCGCCAAGGUCAACCGGGCACUGCGUACUUCCACUCGAGUCGAGCACAUGCAACGCAUCAUGCUCGCGCCGCCCGAACUGCAGGGCGUGUACCUGCGACACUACAGAGAGCACCUGCUCGCCACCUUCCCCGGCGAGCUGGUCGAUCGCAUCCACUUUGUCCGCAACGCCGACCUCGUGUUUCCUGCCAAUCUGGCCCAGACGUUCAAACGCGCACGCUACUUUUACUUUAAGAAGGAGAAGGGCGACUUCCGGAUCUUUCCGUUCCGCUACGCCUUUGGCCGCAUCGAGGAGCCGCUGCAUCUCCAGGACUACGUGGUCAACGCCGUCGUGGAUCCCGCCCGCACCGAGGGCGACUUCUGCCUCGCCUCGGUCAUCGCCCAGCACCACGACUUUGCGAGCAAGGACAAGUACUCGUCCGAGUAUCGCAGGUUCUACCUCGGCGAGCUGCGCAUCCCCAAGCAGCUGCUUGGACCGUAUGCGAAGGACUUGUAG
Pseudozyma flocculosa PF-1 is the source of this 1164-nucleotide messenger RNA. RefSeq lists its product as uncharacterized. NCBI's taxonomy places the organism in Eukaryota, Fungi, Basidiomycota, Ustilaginomycetes, Ustilaginales, Ustilaginaceae. The coding region runs from base 1 to 1164 and encodes 387 amino acids. The record is from RefSeq and is a predicted model, not a curated record. The transcript has 2 exons.